Protobothrops mucrosquamatus (brown spotted pit viper) is the source of this 762-nucleotide messenger RNA. Its product is annotated as intraflagellar transport protein 172 homolog. The transcript is spliced from 6 exons. The record is from RefSeq and is a predicted model, not a curated record. Gene Ontology annotation, biological process: intraciliary transport. NCBI's taxonomy places the organism in Eukaryota, Metazoa, Chordata, Lepidosauria, Squamata, Viperidae. Gene Ontology annotation, cellular component: axoneme; ciliary basal body; intraciliary transport particle B. The annotation marks the transcript as partial.
AAUGCUGUGGAGGAGGCCAUGGAGAUGUAUCAAGAGCUUCACAUGUGGGAUGAAUGCAUCUCAGUGGCAGAGGCAAAAAACCAUCCUGCAUUAGAAAAAUUGCGUCAAAGCUAUUAUGAGUGGCUGCUGCAGACACAGCAGGAGGAGCGAGCUGCUGAGGUGCAGGAGAGCCAAGGGGACUUGCAAGCAGCCAUUGGCCUCUACCUGAAGGCUGGGCUACCAGCUAAAGCAGCACAGCUGACCAUGGACCGAGAGGAGCUACUGGCAAAUAUUGACCUCAUCAAUCGUAUCGCUACAGCCCUGAUUCGAGGAGAGCUUUUUGAGCAGGCUGGAGAACUCUUUGAAAAAAUUCGGAACCCACAAAGAGCACUGGAGUGCUAUCGCAAGGGCAACUCAUUUCUGAAAGCAGUAGAACUUUCUCGUUCAGUUUUUCCAGCAGAAGUGGUAAAGCUGGAGGAGGGCUGGGGAGACCACCUUGUACAACAGAAGCAACUAGAUGCAGCUAUCAACCACUACAUUGAGGCCAGGUGUGCUAUCAAGGCCAUUGAAGCAGCCAUUGGGGCUCGGCAGUGGAAGAAAGCUAUAUACAUUCUUGACAUGCAGGAUAGGAAAACAGCAACCAAGUAUUACCCCAAAAUUGCCCAGCACUAUGCAGCCUUGCAAGAGUAUGAGAUAGCAGAGGAACUGUAUAUCAAAGGAGACCACAUUAAGGAUGCCAUUGAUAUGUACACCCAAGCUGGACAUUGGGAAAAGGCACAUAAG